Impatiens glandulifera is the source of this 1278-nucleotide messenger RNA. Its product is annotated as U-box domain-containing protein 7. NCBI's taxonomy places the organism in Eukaryota, Viridiplantae, Streptophyta, Magnoliopsida, Ericales, Balsaminaceae. The coding region runs from base 1 to 1278 and encodes 425 amino acids. Gene Ontology annotation, molecular function: protein binding. The transcript is spliced from 2 exons. The record is from RefSeq and is a predicted model, not a curated record.
AUGUCCAAUUCUUCCUCUACUUGGCUCCGACUCUUUUCCAGAAUCCGAUGUUUCCUCUUCUUUAAGACAUCCUCCUCCUCCUCGGCCAAAACACAAUCAUCUGAUCAUUAUCCCUUCGAUAAGUCAAGUGACAUCAUGAAGAACAACAACAAUUACGAUCAAAAAGAAAAAGAAGAAGAUAGUUUGAUUAUAACUUUGCAUAGGUCCGUCAAGAAUCUCCAUUUCGGUAACUCGGAAGAGAAGGAAUCCGCCGCCAAGGAAAUGAAGAUAUUGGCUCGACACAACCCAAAAAUGCGGCGAUCAAUGGUGGAGCUCGGAGUUAUUCCGCCGCUGGUGGCCAUGCUGGGAUCGGAGCAGGUGCUUUCCCGGCGGAAACUAGCAGUCCAAGUGUUGCUUGAACUCGCCAAUGGAAUUUACACGAACAAGGCACAAAUGGUGGAAGCAGGAAUUCUGUCGAAAAUACCCGAAAGCGUCGAAGAAUUGGACUUAACAACAAGUAACGAAUUCGCAGAACUUCUCCUAUCAAUCUCAUCACUUGCCCACUGCCAAUUCCCAAACCUAACAGCAUCAAGAACCAUCCCCUUCCUUGUUUCAAUUCUCAAGUCCAAUUCAAUACCAAUCGAGACUAAAGAACUCUGCUUAGCCGCACUAUACAACCUCUCAACCCUCUUAAAAAACGCAAGGGAUUUAAUCACCGACGGUGUUGCCAACGUUCUUGUCCAAUUCUCAUUCGUAAAAGAAACCUCAGAGAAAGCACUAGCCAUAUUAGGAAACUUGGUGGCCACGGUAUCAGGAAACAAGGCAAUGGAGAAUAAUCCAACUGUGCCAGAGAGUUUCAUCGAGAUCUUAACGUGGGAAGAUCAGCCAAAAUGCCAAGAGCUAGCCGUUUACAUUCUGAUGAUCUUGGCCCAUCAAAGCCCUAUCCAUAGGCUUAAAAUGGUUAAGGCUGGGAUUGUGCCGGUUCUAUUGGGAGUGGCGUUGCUUGGGAGUCCUUUAGCUCAGAAGAGAGCUUCGAAAAUGCUUCAAUGGUUUAAGGACGAGAGACAGGUAAGAAUGGGUCCUCAUUCUGGGCCGCAGAUGGGUGGGAGUUGUAUAGCCAUUGGUUCGCCGAUGAAUCCAAGGGAGGCGAGUGAGGGAAAGAAGAUGAUGAGAAUGUUGGUGAAACAGAGUCUUUGUAAGAAUAUGGAGACGAUUGUCAGACGAGCGGGUGAGGCACAGGUUUCUUCGUCUUAUAAGACCAUGAAUGUUUACUCGAGCUCUAAGAGUUUCCCUUAUUGA